CACCAAGUGUAACAUCCUCCAUGUAUGUCCCCCAACAAAGUACAAUCAUGACCUCACCACCAUUUAAUACAUUGUCAUCAUUAGGAUCAACUAAGAGUUCUAUUACAGCAGCCUCUUCAGAAACUAGUUUAUCAAAUACAGCUACUUCAUCAGCUUCAGCUACUUUAUCACCUGCUACUUCAAUCACUACAGCGAACUCAUCAGCUUCUGUUCCAAAUAGUUCAUUUCCAACAAAUGCUCUUACUGUAGCAUCUUCAUCAUCUCUGAGCACAAGUUCUCCUAUGUCUACAACAGUGCCCUUCUUUCUCAAUUUCACAAUCACAAACCUGAAUUUCAGUCUUAGCCUGAACAAUGCAUCUUCUGCUCUUUACAAAAAUGUAUCAGCCACCAUAGCAUCACUGAUUGACAACAUUUUUGUGAAAAGUCCAAUAAGCUCCUACUAUGUGAAUUCCUCUGUAUUGGGGUUCAGUCCUGCCAAAAAACAGCCACACACUACAGUCAGAAUUAUCCUCUACUUCAGACCAUCUAUUGAGAAGGCAAACCUUCAGUCAGCGGAUAUAUAUGAAACCUUAAAGAACUUUACAAACAACUUUCAGACUCUGGGCGAUUACAAACUUGAUCCAAAUAGUGUUUUUGUGGAUGGAUAUCAAACGACAGCCAACGCUAUGAGUACAACUGCAAUGAUGACAACAACAACAACAGCCACAAAUAAAAGCUCAACUGCGACAACAGUAAUAUCAACCAAUGUGCCUACCUGGAAACCUGGUUAUGUGAUGUUUACAGUACAGUUCAGAAUCAUAAACCGAAAUUUCAGCCAAGACCUGAGUGAUCCCAAAACAUCUUUGUACAAACAGAUGGCAUACAAUAUCACUAUAGAGAUCACCGUUUUGUUCACGAAUAGCUACUUGAGUAGCAACUUCAAGUAUGUUACAGUAACAAAUUUCAGAAAAGGCUCUGUGAUUGUGGGCUGCUCCUGUGUCUUCUCCCCAGGCAGUGAUGUCAACAGCACUGCUGUCAAGAAUAUAUUUGCAGAAGGAACCAACUCUACAAAUCUUCUGGGUGGACUGUAUCAACUGGAUCCAAACAGCUUGUUUGUUGAAGAAGUGAUCCCUGUUGUGCAGCUGGGGUAUUCAUUUCCAUUUUGGGCCAUCAUCAUCCUCUCCUUGCUCAUUUUUCUGAUUAUGUGUUUGUUAGGCAUGUUCUUGUAUAUGAUCAUCAUGAACAGAUGGUAUCAACGAACGGGAUCCUAUCACAUAAUGCCACCACCAAAGAUGAUGUACUAUAGUCACAUAGCAUAAGGAACUCAAAAAAGAGGGCAGGUGACAAUAGGGUGGGGCAUUCAACAGAUGUUUCAAAAUAGUCACCAUAUGUGUAUAUACAGUAUAACAAAGAGGAAAUUUCUAUAAUAUGAAUAAAAAUAGAGAAAGAAGCAAAAUCCAUACUCAAACUAGCAUUACCGUAUUGCUAAAUCAGGGAAUUACAUUUAUAUUUCUUGCAAAUUUGUGUAGAAAUGCUGAAAAUAUAAACUCAUAUUUGUAUAUAAAAUUUCUAAUAUAUUUGAUAUAUUAAACUAGCUAUAAUAUAUGAACUCAGUAUAUGAAGCUAUGAUUGUUCUCCAAGAGUUUUAAUAAAUUAUGGCUGAUGAAAAUGUGCCUAAAUCUGAUCCUUUCACACAAAAGAAAUCCUAAUACAGCUAAAUUGUAAACUUUCAUAUUAAGAUUUUUGUACAU
Messenger RNA from Erpetoichthys calabaricus (reedfish), 1730 nucleotides. Its product is annotated as mucin-16-like. The coding region runs from base 21 to 1298 and encodes 425 amino acids. The transcript has 9 exons. The record is from RefSeq and is a predicted model, not a curated record. Lineage: Eukaryota; Metazoa; Chordata; Cladistia; Polypteriformes; Polypteridae.